AUGUCUCCCGUGACACGCUCUGGCUUUAGUGCUUUGUAUGGCCUGCGUCACCCAGUGAUCAACCCUAUCAACCAAAAAUGCACCACGGUUCCUGUUUUCUCGUUGAACAAUCAGUACUCCCGCAAUUUCCAUUUGUCAUGGCUUGGAUUUUUUGUCGCCUUCCUAUCUUGGUUCGCAUUCUCCCCUCUCAUUCCAGAUGCCAUCAAGACCGACUUGAAGCUGACAUCUGCGGAAGUCGGGAAUUCGAAUAUUGUUUCGCUGUGCUCCACCCUCAUUGUACGAGUCAUCUCAGGCCCACUCGUCGAUCGUUAUGGACCUCGCAAAGUUAUGGCUGGUCUUCUCAUUAUCGGCGCAAUCCCUUCUGGCCUUGCUGGAACCGCAUCGACUGUAAAUGGUCUUUACAUUGUCCGUUUCUUCAUCGGAAUUCUCGGCGGCACAUUUGUAUCUUGUCAGGCUUGGAAUACCGUCUUCUUCGACAAGAAUGUUGUCGGUACAGCCAAUGCAUUGGGCGGAGGCUGGGGUAAUUCGGGCGGCGGCUUCACGUUUAUCAUCAUGAUCGCUCUCUUCAAUCAAUUACUUGCUGACGGUAUGAGUCCGCACGUCGCCUGGCGCGCGGCAUUUGCAAUCGUGCCUGUGCCGAUUCUCCUUUCUGUUGCUGUCGCCACUCUGAUUUUUGGCACUGACCACCCCGCGGGCAAGUGGAGUGAUCGUCAUAAGGUUGUCGCUCCUGCUUUUGACGGUCAAGCGAUCACCAAUAGCAACAAUACAAAUACCAAGUUUGGUGGUCAUUUCGAAACCGGUGACGAGAAGAACAUUCAGGUCACCAUCAGUGCUAUAAGUGAUGAGAACAUAGUUUCGGAAUUGGACACUGCUGUCAACAAACCGGUUACCCUGAACCUUGCGUACGAAGUCAUCUCAAACCCGCUGACCUGGCUGCCCUCAUUGGCUUAUAUGACUACUUUUGGCUACGAACUUGCUAUUGAUGCCAACCUGGCUAAUGUUCUGUUUACGCUACUCAAGUCACCCACUUUUGGGCAGACCAAGGCCGGUUAUAUUGCAGGCAUCUAUGGCCUCCUUAACGUGUUCUCGCGGCCGCUGGGCGGAUAUUUUGGAGACCUCAUAUAUAUCCGGUUUGGUGUGCCUGGAAAGAAGUACCUGACCAUCGCCUGUGGAGUCGCCCAAGGGCUUUUGUCCCUUGGUCUUGGCCUUUACAUUGACAACCACUCUGAUCCAUCCUUGACGGUUAUCAUUGUGAUUUUUGUCAUUGUCGCAAUCUUCAACGAGGUUGCCAAUGGAGUCAACUUCUCCCUCGUCCCACAUUGUAAUCCAAACUCCAAUGGAUUCAUGAGUGGAAUUGUGGGUGCCAUGGGCAAUCUCGGUGGGAUACUCUUUGCGAUUAUUUUCCGCUUCGAGCCAUCUCCUGCCGGCAAGGCAUUUUGGAUUUCUGGUAUCAUCGCAAUUGGCGUGAACCUCCUACUCUGUGUUAUCCGCGUACCUCAGUUUUGA
This is a messenger RNA of Suillus paluster, 1506 nucleotides long. RefSeq names its product major facilitator superfamily domain-containing protein. Lineage: Eukaryota; Fungi; Basidiomycota; Agaricomycetes; Boletales; Suillaceae. The coding region runs from base 1 to 1506 and encodes 501 amino acids. Gene Ontology annotation, biological process: nitrate transmembrane transport; nitrite transport. The transcript has 14 exons. Gene Ontology annotation, cellular component: membrane. Gene Ontology annotation, molecular function: nitrite transmembrane transporter activity; nitrate transmembrane transporter activity. The record is from RefSeq and is a predicted model, not a curated record.